This is a messenger RNA of Mirounga angustirostris (Northern elephant seal), 5090 nucleotides long. RefSeq names its product centrosomal protein 128 (gene CEP128). The transcript has 29 exons. Gene Ontology annotation, cellular component: spindle pole; centriole. The record is from RefSeq and is a predicted model, not a curated record. Bases 616 to 4095 code for a protein of 1159 amino acids. NCBI's taxonomy places the organism in Eukaryota, Metazoa, Chordata, Mammalia, Carnivora, Phocidae.
CUCGCUGUGGCUAGGCGGCUAGUUCAAGUUGCCAUAGCUGCGAAUCUGGGGAAAGCACAGGCGGUUGCGCCGCAGCGUCAGGUCAGUUGCACCUUCUGGGUCGCUGGCGGCCGUGGGAGCCGGGAGGGGCCUCGGCGAUGAUCCGGCUUUAAGGACCUGGGGUCCUCUUCUGUCUCAGGUGGUUUGGGGAAAGUGUAGGGGCGACCAAAGAUCAUCUACUUGACUAGGCCUUUUGCCCUGAACCUCAUGAAGAAAUGAUAGGAGGCAAACACAUGUGCCUAAGAAGAGCACGGAGGAGAACACAGAGGAGAACAACACGGACUUUUGGGGGUGUGCUUUGGUUCUGAUCAUCAGGGCAGAGGCAGAAGGUGCUACUUCAGUCAGACCCAGGGGGCUGAUCUUCAGGGCCAGGGCAGACAUGGCAUCGACUUCCCCACCAGUGCACAUCAGGAGUUCCAUCAGAUGCAGGAGUUUGAACAUCUUUUAUUGCUCAGAGUAAUUGAAAUUAAUAGCCGAAGACUUUGUGUGUGUGUGUAGCAGUGAAAUUCAUGCUGGAAAGUGUGAUUUUUCUCUUAUUAAAAAUAUGUAAUCCCUAGUAGGGGAUUGUGUACAUCAAUGGCAGAAUCCUCCAGCGAUUCAGACCACUUUCGCUCUCGUGAUCGAUUGAGUCGAUGGACUGCCAGGUCAACAUACAGGGAAUCUCUAAGUCGUCCUACAGUAGGUGUCACCAAGAAGGUCAACACUAUAACGAGUACUUUACAGGACACCAGUCGGAACCUGCGACAAGUAGACCAGAUGCUUGGACAGUAUCGAGACUAUAGUAAUGGACAGGCGGGUGCUAUAGAACAUUUAAAAGAAAGCUUGGAACAAUCAAUAGGCCAACUGCGGAGUCAACGUUUAUUGAGAAACUCAGGAGGGAGAAGUAUUUCUGUUACAAGUCUGAGUGCAAGUGACCUCGAUGGUGGCACUGUGACAGAGAGCUACCGGUUUCCACCUACCUCACCCCUCAAGGACUAUGGGGAUCAAAAGGGUACUAAGCGAAUUAGGUCCAGAACUGGUGUCCGAUUUGUUCGGGAGCCUGAUGACAUGGGCCAGCUUCAUGCUUUUCAUCAGUCCCUCCGAGACCUCAGCAGUGAACAAGUUCGGCUUGGAGAUGAUUUCAAUCGGGAACUUGCCAGAAGAAGCCGGUCGGAUGCUGAAACAAAAAGAGCUUUGGAAGAAUUGACAGAAAAACUUAAUGAAGCCCAAAAACCAGAUGUGGUUUCAGAUCGGGUGGAACGACGGCUUCAGGAAAUAGAAAGAGAGAUGCGCACAGAAAGAGAGCUGGUGGAGAAACGUCAGGAUCAGCUGGGACUUAUUUCUUUACAGCUACAGGAGGCAUUGAAGAAACAAGAAGCUAAAGCAGAUGAAAAUGAGGGAGUCAUGAAAAACAAGCUAAAACAGACCGAAACUGAGAAGAGUCAACUUGAACAGGAAUUAGAGGUAUCCCGAAGGUUACUGAAUCAGUCAGAAAGCAGCAGAGAAACACUUCUGCAUCAGGUAGAAGAGCUCCGUACACAACUUAUGAAAGCAGAAGGUGAUCGAAAGGGUUUACAACAUCAAGUAUCUCAGAUGUCCAAGCAACAGGAUGAACAAGGAGAUGACUGGAGGUUUAGGAGAGGGGUUGAGCAGGAAAAAGAGAAUCUGGAGAAGCAGAUGUCAGAUUUGAGGGUGCAGCUGAACUUCAGUGCAAUGGCAUCUGAGUUAGAGGAAGCGAAGCGGUGCAUGGAGCGAAAAGACAAGGAGAAAGCACAGUUUGCAGCACAUAUAGAGAAUUUAACACAUCAGUUGGAGCACAAGGAAAAGGAGCAACUACAGAUGUUGGAUCAACUUAAGGAGAUCCAGAAUCACUUUGAGACUUGUGAGGCCAAACAUAAGCAUGCCGACCUUCAGAUCUCAGAGCUGACUCACCAUGCUGAGGAAGCAACCAAGCAGGCUGAGCAGUACCUUCUCGAGUUCCAGCAGUCAGAGGCCCUGAGACAGGAGGCAGAGAAGAGGAGAGAAGAGUUGAAACUGAAAGCUCAGGAGUCCAUCAGGCAGUGGAAGCUUAAGCAUAAGAAGUUAGAGCGAGCAUUGGAGAAACAGUCUGAAACUCUUGAUCAACUAACAGACAAGAAUAAUCAGAUUCUAAAAGAAAAGGAUGAACUGAAAAGCCAGCUUUAUACAGCAUUACAACAAAUAGAGAAUCUUCGAAAGGAAUUGAACGAUGUCUUAACCAAGCGUGCCCUUCAAGAGGAGGAGCUUCACCGUAAGGAGCAGAAACUAAGUGAUGUUAAGGCUCAUCAAGCUGACCUUGAACUAGAAAUCAAGGAUUCCCUGGACACUAUCCAAAGGCUAGAAAGUGAAUUGAAGCAUCAGAGUAAGAUUCAAAGCCAGAUGAAAGUUGAGAAAGCUCACCUGGAAGAAGAAAUCACAGAGCUAAAAAAGAGCCAGGCCAGGGACAAAGCCCAACUUCUCGAGAUGCAAGAGGCCAUCAAGAACUUGAGUGCCAUCCGGGCAGAUCUCGCUAAUAAAUUAGCCGAGGAACAGAGAGCCAGGAAGGAGGUGCUUAAGAACCUUGCUGACCUAAAGACACAGGUGAAAUCCAGAGAUGAAGAAACAGAUACAAUCAUUACACAGUUAAAGCUAGAACGAGACGUUCACCAGAGGGAGCUGGAAGAUCUCACAUCGUCAUUGCAGAGUGUGAAAACGAAACACGAACAGAACAUCCAGGAGCUGAUGAAGCACUUCAAGAAAGAAAAGAGUGAGGCUGAGAAUCAUAUUAGGACACUGAAGGCAGAAAGUAUAGAAGAUAAGAAUACGGCUAAAGUCCAUCGUUGUCAGCUAGAGAAGGUGAAAUCACAGUGUGACAGGCUGACAGAGGAAUUAACCCAGAAUGAAAAUGAGAACAGAAAACUGAAGCUAAAAUAUCAGGCUUUGAAGGACCAGCUAGAAGAAAAGGAAAAGCAUAUAAGCAAUGAGGAAGAGCACUUGAGGAGGAUGGAAGAGGCCAGAUUGCAGCUCAAGGAUCAACUUCUUUGCCUGGAGACUGAACAGGAAUCCAUUCUUGGUGUCAUAGGAAAGGAAAUUGAUGCAGCUUGUAAAACCUUCUCCAGGGACUCGAUGGAGAAAUUGAAAGUUUUUUCAUCUAGUCCUGAUAUUAACUAUGACCCACAUCGCUGGUUAGCAGAAAGCAAGACUAAACUUCAGUGGCUCUGUGAGGAACUGAAAGAGAGAGAAAACCGAGAAAAAAAUCUGCGGCACCAGCUGAUACUGUGCAGACAACAGCUGAGGAACAUGAUGGAAAACAAGGAAUCUGAGCUCCAGUGUCUCUUUGAACAGAUAGAAAGACAAGAGCAGCUUCUGGAAGAAAUACACCAGGAGAAAAGAGAUCUCCUGGAGGAGACCCACAGAAAAGAUGAAGAAAUGGAAUCUCUGCAGCCAAAGCAACUGUUUAAAAUUCCACCUUGGGAAGAUGCUAGUCAGACUGCAAUGAAAAAUCAGAAUGAAGCUCAAUUUGAAGAAAAAUCAGACCGUCUAAAUGCAUUAGAAACGAUUUCCAAUAUGCUUGAAAAUGCUCGUAAUGUUGGGGGGAAAAGUUUUAACCAGAUAAGGAAACAGGAGGGAACCUUCUCCACUGAGGGCACAAGUACCCGAGUGGCCUUGGACCAUCUGGAGUCUGUGCCUGAGAAACUGAGCUUACUAGAAGAUUUCAAAGACUUCAGAGAUUCCCACAGUUUUUCUGAGAGAAUUGAUGGGAGAUAUUCUAAAUACAGAGUUCACGGAGAGUCUCUUCAGCAGCACCAAGAUGACACCAAGUACAGAGUCAGAGGCUUAAAAGAUGACAGACUCUUUCCUGAAAGUUCCCUCGCUCAUGGGUUAGAGCACUCAUUCUCUUGGCGUGAUCACAGUCGCUUCCUGUCUAGUCCACAGUUUUCACACUUGAAUCCACUUACCAAAAGAGCAGUUACUCCAGAUUCACCUUCAAUCAAGGAAGAUGCCACAAGUUUACCAAUGGAUGGAACAAGUCCACCGUCUAAGAAAGAGGACUAUGAAAGCAAUAAAAGCAAAAUGUAAUUCGUUGCUUUACAUGAGUGUUUUACAAAUGACAGCGUAUCUGUCCCUGUUGCAGUUUGGCCCAGAUUAUUGCGCAGGCAUAUCCGCAGCUUCUGCGCUUCAGCAUUGCCAAACACUGACUGAAAGAACAAUAUAUUUGGUCUUUGGGAAUGGUAGAAGUUAAAUCAAUUCAGGUAAUAUCAGCUCACGAAUGGCAACUUACACCAGCAGAGAAAGAGAGAUACUUUUCACUUUGCAUUUUCAUUCUUCAGGUGUGGUCAGUCACAUUUUUCCAAACAAAAUUUGGAUUUGUAAUUGGGAGUUUUUUUUACAAAUGACUGGCUAAAAAGGAGGGCAACGAGUUCCCCUUGAGGUAGAAGUUGCCAGCACUUUAGAUUCAGGGAGUGUUUAUAUACAUUGAUUUUUUAAAAAAGCUUUCUCCCUAAUUCUCACAUGCUAUAACAUGUCAUGGAGAUAUGCAUAUAUAACAUUAGACAGUCCACUUUAUAAACGCUCAGGAUUGUUACACCCAUCAUCUCAGCAGUCUGUUACUACAUGCAGUAUCUUAAAAUUUUAUUUCCAAUCAUCCAUUUUUAAUAGCAAUAAAGAAUUUACAAGUGAUACCUGAAUUGUAGAACACUGUAAAGAAUUCAUAGCACAAUUUAUUUAUUUAUCUUUUUGUGGCCAAAUAUCUCACUGCAGUCACUUCAGUCGUAUUCUGGACCGUCUUUCAGUUUACUCUGACCAAAUGCACAGUUGCCAAACUCCUGUGUCAUGAGAUUUGCUCUGCAAGAGUUCUCCAUAUAAUCUGGCGCUAUAUACUUUCUGCAUCUCAGCCUUCCUCAACAUCAAAGUGUUUUUAAGAACUUCUGCUUUUUACAUGCUAAUCUACCACUGGAGAAAGAUUUCUGUUAAAUGCUAACUAAGAAUAAAGCAUCCAGGAACUGAAUCCCACUGGGCCAUUAGGGAAUGUUCUUCAGAGGGACAAGGGCAAUAAAGCAAUACCUUCCUAAUUA